AAUGUAAAUUAGUGAACGAUAGAGAAGAGAGAGAGCGUGUGUGUGUGUGUGUGUGUGUCAUGGCAACAGCUCUCAGCACCCUUCAGAUAUUCUGCUCUGGAUUUUCACCAAAACUUGCAAUUGGAUCAAACCCUUUUGCAGUUUCACAUGUAUCAACUAUUUCUUCAUCAAAAUGUUCCCAUCAUUUGAAGCUCAAGCACCUCCCACAAGCAUCUUCUGAAGGACUUCCGACUGAAUUGAUUGAAGAUUCCAAGUUUGUACCUCUGAAUGCUGAUGAUCCUAGAUAUGGUCCUCCUGCUUUAUUAUUGUUAGGCUUUGGAGUGGAGGAGGCGGAGAAGAUUCAGCAACUUCUGAAAGAGUUGGAUGGUGAAUUCCUAGAGGUUAUUUUUUGCACUGAGGACAUGAUUACUUGCUCGCUUUGGGAAGCAAUGAAUACGAAACAACCCAAUUUGGAAGCUGCAAAGAUUGCAAAAUCGUUGCCACGGAUUUGCUUCUUAUCUGGUCUGACUGGGGAGGAGAUGAUAAUGUUCAUUGAUGCCUUUCCAGAAACUGGACUAGAACCUGCUGUAUUUGCAGCUCUUGUUCCUAAUAGUGCUGAUAAACUGCUACAAGAGUUGAUAGAAGAAAUAAUGGGGGACUAUGAAAUGAUGUCUGCAAGAGAAUCAGGCUUGAGCUCGCCAAAUACAAAUUAGAGAUUUCAAGGUUCAAAAACUCAAAUUUUAUUUUAUGAUAUUGUUGUAUUUUUGAGGCAUUGUUGGUUGCUAGAAAUGCCAAAUUAUGCAUGUACUUUCUUCAUUUACAAUUAUGUGUGUGUGUGACAGUUAAAAGUGUUACCGGGCAGUUGAUGCUCUAAGUUGGUUGUACAUGAUUAAACAGCAUUUUUAUUGGUUACAAAGGAAAGGGUUCUUUUAUAAAAAAUAGUUCAAUUAUUUUAUUUUA
Cornus florida is the source of this 939-nucleotide messenger RNA. RefSeq lists its product as uncharacterized. Bases 60 to 692 code for a protein of 210 amino acids. The transcript has 8 exons. The record is from RefSeq and is a predicted model, not a curated record. NCBI's taxonomy places the organism in Eukaryota, Viridiplantae, Streptophyta, Magnoliopsida, Cornales, Cornaceae.